This is a messenger RNA of Rhizophagus irregularis DAOM 181602=DAOM 197198, 717 nucleotides long. RefSeq lists its product as uncharacterized. The record is from RefSeq and is a predicted model, not a curated record. NCBI's taxonomy places the organism in Eukaryota, Fungi, Glomeromycota, Glomeromycetes, Glomerales, Glomeraceae.
UUUAAAAUAAUAUUGUCGAGUUUCACUAAUUUUUUAUUAUAAAAUAAGUGACUCUAUACUUAUAGUUUUUACCUUCAAAAUCUCACUUUAAAUCACGCUUUACGCUUUCUUUUAUUAACUCUACAAUAUAAACUUGCAAAUCACAAAAAAUCACAUUUUAAGUAGCUUAAUUAAAAUUGUCCUUCAAGGAAUAAGACGUAUUACAAAUGAGGAAAUAAAAUGGAAGGCAGUGUAUUUAUUUUAUACGACUAUUCUGUAAUUUACAAAAAAUUCAUAACUACUAAGUAUUUAUAUCAAAGAUGCAAUUCGUAACAAUCCAUUUGCAACGUGUAGAAAAGGAAAAAUUUUUUAGUGGAUCUGAUAUGAAGAUUUUACAGGAAAUUAUUAGAGAAUAUCCUAAUUAUUAUUUUGAUGAAAUUGUUCGAGAAAUGAUUAAUAAAACUGGAUCUACUUUAUGGAGAUACUUUAAAAUUUUGUGGGAAGAGUUUAUUCUACUUUUGAAGAUUAACAAGCACUUUCCCAUCGAGUAAUCAAUAAAUAUUUAAUUAAAAUUGGGCAAGCAGGCUUUGACAGAUACCUUAAAAUAAACCGCUUAUUGGAUAACCUGGAAUUUUCGCUUUUUAGAUGCUGAGAGUAUGCUGAGAUCAUACUAGCGUAUUACCAAUAUAAAUUACUCAAUGCAAAUAUAUAUAUAUAAUUACUGUAGAUAUUUUACAU